CGCUUAGGGACACCGGACAGACGCUCCGAAGAAAUCCCGGCUCCAAAAUAGCGCCUGGGCCAGAGCCGCCGCCGCACGGGCUCGCAGGAGCCGCAUGCUGAGCACCGUCGGUCGAGCAAAGGAUCUGCCGGACAGGCUCCCAUGAAAGAAGAGCGGGAGGAUGGAUUACGGCGGCUGCGAGUACCUGGUCCCCUGCGGAAAAGACAAAUACAUCGCCAAAAAUGAGCUGCUUUUACACUUGAAGACGUACAACAUCUACUACGAAGGGCAAAACUUGCAGCUGCGGCACCGGGAGGAGGAAGGCGAGCUCAUCGUGGAGGGGCUGCUGAACAUCUCCUGGGGCCUGCGGCGCCCCAUCCGCCUGCAGAUGCAGGACGACAACCAGCGCAUCCGCCCUCCACCCUCCUCCUCCUCCUGGCACUCCGGCUGCAACCUGGGAGCCCAUGGGUCCGUGCUGAAGCCCAGCACCUUGCCAGACAUCCAGGUUACAGAUGCGGAGGCCGUGCCGAACGCGGAGGCUCCCGGGAGCGGCGCAGGUGAGCUGGGCUCUGAUCCGGUUGGAUUUGGCGGCGCGGUUGGGAGCAGCCGCCUUACGCUCCAGUUUGAGUUCAGAAAAUACAAAACAGGAGGGUUUUUUCCUCUAGAAAUCAGGGGGAGAUGCUGGGGUAGGACUCUGGGGGUUCUCACUUGCCCCCGGUCCAUCCGCCGUCACCGCUUCUCCAUCAACGGGCACUUCUACAACCAUAAGACGUCCGUGUUCACGCCGGCGUACGGCUCCGUCACCAACGUCCGGAUAAACAGCACGAUGACGACCCCCCAGGUCCUCAAACUGUUGCUCAAUAAAUUCAAGAUUGAGAACUCGGCAGAAGAGUUUGCGCUGUACAUCGUCCACACCAGCGGAGAGAAGCAGAAGCUGCGAGCCAGCGAUUACCCCCUGAUCGCCCGCAUCCUGCAGGGCCCCUGCGAGCAGGUCUCCAAGGUCUUCCUCAUGGAGAAGGACCAGGUGGAAGAAGUCACCUACGACGUUGCUCAGUACAUCAAAUUUGAGAUGCCCGUCCUCAGGAGCUUCAUCCAGAAGCUGGAGGAAGAGGAGGAUCGCGAAGUGAAGAAGCUAAUGCACAAGUACUCCAUCCUCCGGCUGAUGAUCGAGCAAAGGCUGGAGGAGAUUUCCGAAGGUCCGACAGCGAUGUGAAACUCUUCGCCGGCGUCCUGGCUCUGGGUUGCUCUCGCAUGAAGAGCCAUUUGCCUGCAGGAUAUACCGUACCGAAUCUCAAAUCCCCGUCGCUCCCGGAGCGCUCCUGGUGUCUGCCCGGAUCCCUCCGGCUCUGAGCCAACCCAUCCUCCCGUGCCUUCAUCUGCGCAGCACCCUCGGGGGGUUCCUCCUCUGCAAAUGGGUUUUUUUCCCAGCAAGGCUCUGGCUGGUGGUAGCUUCAGCCAAAACCUCAAAUCCCUGGAAAUAACGGGAAAAAAAAAAGAGGAAAUCCAUGAGCAGGGCGAAGCCGCCAAGGACAAGGGCCAAGCAAGGGCCGCAAGCGUUCGACAGCAAGAACUGGGGCUGAGUUUGAAGAUGCUCGCUGCAGCGGUGCCCACGCGUGGCUCCCAGCAAAGGACCCACUGCUCAGUGGCAAAGGAGCACAAAUAAUUCCUCUUUUUUUU
This is a messenger RNA of Egretta garzetta (little egret), 1656 nucleotides long. It is a transcript of the gene RASSF2, whose product is annotated as Ras association domain family member 2. Lineage: Eukaryota; Metazoa; Chordata; Aves; Pelecaniformes; Ardeidae. The record is from RefSeq and is a predicted model, not a curated record. Gene Ontology annotation, biological process: regulation of non-canonical NF-kappaB signal transduction; signal transduction; positive regulation of protein kinase activity. Gene Ontology annotation, cellular component: cytoplasm; nucleus. Bases 161 to 1192 code for a protein of 343 amino acids. The transcript is spliced from 11 exons.